Drosophila biarmipes is the source of this 636-nucleotide messenger RNA. RefSeq lists its product as uncharacterized. The coding region runs from base 27 to 572 and encodes 181 amino acids. The transcript is spliced from 2 exons. The record is from RefSeq and is a predicted model, not a curated record. NCBI's taxonomy places the organism in Eukaryota, Metazoa, Arthropoda, Insecta, Diptera, Drosophilidae.
CAAGCAUCAGUCUCUCAGCCAUCGAAAUGGGCUCCUCUUCUGGUACAGUUCAGCACCUGGUGGUGCUGGGGAUCAUCCUCCUGUCCACCAAUGCCUUUGGAGUCCACGCAAGAAAACUUCGGAUCCACAAGCUGGAGAAGUUGUCACAGGAAGAGGAGUAUCUGCACAGCCGCCUGCGCAUCGCCGAGUUUGAGGAAAAUGUGUUGAAAGUGAGCGGAGAACUCAAACUCCAUCAUCACCUCGACAACGACUGGAUGAUCGAAUUCAAGGUGUCAAGGUCCGUGGAUGGCGAUGGAAACUACGAGAGGAUAAUGCUCUUCGAAGUGCAGCUUUGCGACUUCAUGAAGACCUACUACAAGGAUUUCCUCUACGAACGGCUUAAGGAAUACUCAAAUGCCCCUCACCCCAACACCUGUCCUUUGCCCAAGGAACACUACCACCUGGAGGACUAUCCGCUGGACGUCCGUGUGCUGAAGAAACUAAUGACUCCUGGGCACUACCGUAUAAAGUCCAAGCUUAAAAACGAAGAUUCAGUCAUAUUAGCUUAUAUGGCCGAGGUGGAGGUGGACUAGCGAGUGUAAUGUUCACUUUAUUGCAGAGGAAAUAAACCUAUUCGUAGGAUCGCAUCUGCUUCAA